CCCUCUGCCCCACGGCCCCGCCUUCUGCGUGCUUCUUCCGGGUGGGCUGAGGCGGGGUCCAAGGCCAUGGCGUUCUGGGCGCUGCUCAGCCCAGGGGUGCUGGUGCGGACAGGGCACACCGUGCUGACCUGGGGAAUAACUCUGGUGCUCUUCCUGCACGAUACCGAGCUCCGCCAAUGGGAAGAGCAAGGGGAGCUGUUCCUGCCUCUCACCUUCCUGUUCCUGGUACUGAACUCCCUGCUGCUCUAUCUGGCUGUGUCACUCAUGGACCCCGGCUACGUGACUACCCAGCCCAAGCCUCAGGAGGAGCCCAAGGAGGAACAGACAGCCAUGGUUCCUCAGGCCAUCCCACUUCGGCGCUGCAGAUACUGUUUGGUGCUGCAGCCCCUUCGAGCCCGACACUGCCGUGACUGCCGCCGCUGUGUCCGCCGCUAUGACCACCACUGCCCCUGGAUGGAGAAUUGUGUGGGUGAACGAAACCACCCGCUCUUUGUGGCCUUCCUGGCACUGCAGCUGGUGGUUCUCCUGUGGGGCCUGUGCCUGGCCUGCGAGGACACCCUGGUGCCCCUACCCCAGGUCUGGCCUCCAUUUUUUCCAGCCCUGGGGCCUGUGGCUGCGGUCUAUGGGGCUGCUGUUCGCCACCUUCCUGCUGCUUUCCUUCUUCUCCUUGGUAGUUGGCCUGCUCCUGGCCUCGCACCUCUACCUGGUGGCCAGCAAUGCCACUACCUGGGAGUUCAUAUCCUCACACCGAAUCGCAUACCUCCGCCAGCGCGCCAGCAACCCCUUCGACAGAGGUCUGACUCGAAACCUGGCCCACUUUUUCUGUGGUUGGCCCUCUGGGUCCUGGGAGACCCUCUGGGCUGAGGAAGAAGAGGAAGGCAGCAGCCAGACUAUCUAGGGUUGCUGGAGAGAAGGCUGCCAUUGUGCCUGAAAACCAGAGGCUGUGCUAGCUAGGGAUCAACCCAACCAGCCUGAGCUCUUUACUCCUUCCCGGGGCUCCCAACUCUCACCAGACAGCAGACAGAGCCCCCCCCACACACACACAUCCAAGGAAGACACAGCAGAAAA
Molecule: messenger RNA, 1068 nt
Organism: Psammomys obesus (fat sand rat)
Lineage: Eukaryota; Metazoa; Chordata; Mammalia; Rodentia; Muridae
Gene: Zdhhc12
Product: zinc finger DHHC-type palmitoyltransferase 12
Exons: 6
Coding region: 67-864 (265 amino acids)
Biological process (GO): protein targeting to membrane; peptidyl-L-cysteine S-palmitoylation
Cellular component (GO): endoplasmic reticulum; Golgi apparatus
Molecular function (GO): protein-cysteine S-palmitoyltransferase activity
Source: RefSeq, a predicted model, not a curated record